AUGGUAAUAGAAGAUCAUGGUCUCGUGAAACCAUAUGUGAUAAUGCAUGCAGGGGCUGAAUCUAGUUGGGAAAUAUUUGAUAAGGAUUUUAAAAACUUUCGGAGCCUUCCCACGAUUCCUUCGUCUGACUAUUGCUUUUUCCACAGCGAUAAGGAAACAAUUAGUGUUGGUACUCAACUAAUUGUCAUAGGGAGGGAGAUAGAGGGGAUUGUGGUGUUUCGAUAUGAGCUAGAGAAUAAUAAGUGGUUCAGAGGUCCUUCAAUGAUCACACCGAGGGUCAUGUACGGCUCUGCUAGCGAUGGAAAAACUGUAUUUUUUGCAGGAGGCAUUCAAAUGGAUGAUAACGGGAACCCAAUUGUUGUGCGAACUGUUGAAAAAUAUAAUGCUGAUACAAAAAUGUGGACUAUGAUUUACGGAAUGCAUAAAUCAAGGAAAUUCAGCUCAGGAUGUUUCUUGCGUGGAAAAUUUUACGUCCUCAGUGGUCGAAAUGAGAAUGAUAAACACCUCACUUGUGGAGAAAGAUAUGAUGAGGCGACAAAUUCUUGGGAAUUGAUACCUGGCAUGCUCAAAGAUAUAAAUUUCAUAACGUCUUCUCAAGCUCCACCCCUUAUAGCUGUGGUUGAUGACAAUCUAUACUUGUUGGAAAUAUCUUUGAACGAGCUUCGUAUAUAUGAUAUAAACACAAACGUUUGGAAGAAACUUGGUUCUGUCCCUGUGAGUGCAAACGCUGUCUUUGGUUGGGGAGUUACAUUUAAAUCGAUGGGAGAUAGACUUCUAGUGGUUGGAACUUCUCACUCUUGGUCUAGGACAACAGUGUUUUACUCAUGCCAACGUUCUCCAUACGUGGAAGAGCAGCAUUGGGAAGAACUUAAAUAUUGGUGUGAUGACACUGAGCUUCCACGGUUUAUCCAUAAUUGUUGUGUGAUGUUUGCUUAA
Molecule: messenger RNA, 936 nt
Organism: Brassica napus (rape)
Lineage: Eukaryota; Viridiplantae; Streptophyta; Magnoliopsida; Brassicales; Brassicaceae
Product: F-box/kelch-repeat protein At3g27150-like
Exons: 1
Coding region: 1-936 (311 amino acids)
Cellular component (GO): cytosol
Molecular function (GO): protein binding
Source: RefSeq, a predicted model, not a curated record